Messenger RNA from Dermacentor albipictus, 5114 nucleotides. RefSeq names its product fuzzy planar cell polarity protein-like protein (gene fy). The record is from RefSeq and is a predicted model, not a curated record. Gene Ontology annotation, biological process: non-motile cilium assembly; vesicle-mediated transport. NCBI's taxonomy places the organism in Eukaryota, Metazoa, Arthropoda, Arachnida, Ixodida, Ixodidae.
AGCUUUCGCUUUCGGAGUCGUGUUCACGACAACGUGUGUUUGUGUCACAGUGCAGCACGUUCUGCUUCGUUUAAACGGCGCUGAAAGUGAGGCAUUUUCAUAGCGUCACCGAAACCUUUUCGCAGCAGUACGCGCCUCCGUCUCGUGUCUGUCGUCUGCUACGCCACGCCAAAGCGAGUCGACUGCAUAGCGCUUUCGUUCCAGUUUACAAUUGUGGCAGUGCGUGUAUGGUUCUGAAAAAAGGAAAAACACCAUUUGUGAAGCGUCAAGGUGUGGUCUUCUGUGUGUUUGAGACCUCUCCCAUGAGUGCAACGGACGCGUAGAACUUUUCCUUGCCGGAGAGAAACGUCCCGUCGUUUCGCGCGGAGUGAACUCGGCGGAUCGGCGGCGGCAUGGGUAAACGCCCGCGCUCGGCGAUCGCCACGGCGGUGCCCUCUGCGCAUGCGCCAGCGCGGGGGCCCAAGAUGGCCGGCCACCUGGCCGCUCUGACUGCCGACGGUGGAAUACCACUACUGACGCGGAAGAUAGGGGACGUCAAACCGCUACCUUUUGCGUCAGUGGGCACGCUCAACGGCGUACACCUGUUCUCGCAUCUGAGGGGCGCUUCCCUGCACAGCACCACCACCAAAGGAGCCAAGGCCGUCUGGAGGAGCUACCACGACAGCGUGGUGUUACUUGUGGUGACCAACAACGACAACUCGAGCGACGAGCACCUGAACCGGCUGCUGGACAACGUGUUCGCCGCCAUGGUGAUGGCCGUGGGGCUGGAGACCCUGCAGACCAUACACAACGUCGACAGGCUCAAGCGGGAACUCAGGGUUUGUUAUCCCGUGGUGGAUCAUCUGUUGUGCCAACUGGAUCAAGAUGCUUGCACACUCGGCGACCUUACGGGCGUCACCGACUUCAUCCUAUGUACAGAAAGCCAUGCCCUUCAGCACUACCUGGACACGUUCGUGGAGGAAGUGGACAGCCUGUACGGCUGCCUGCUGGUGCGGGGAAAAGUGGCCGUGGCCACCAAGCAGUGGAUGCGCCUCACCCGCGAGGAGACCACGCUGCUGGCUAUCGCCGCCCGCGCGGGCACGCGCUGCAUUUCUCGCGAGACGCCCGUCUACCUGCCCACCAGCUGCCCACUGGUCAGCAACCGCCUGGUUACACUGCAGUUGACGCAGGGUGUUGAACUGUGCCUUCUCUGCGGACCAGCACCAUCUUUACCAGUUCUCGAGGAAGAGGUGUGCAGGUUCUGGAACGACGCUUUCGACUUGCUCAAAUCGGCCUCUAGUGUGCAUCCUAGAAACUUCCCGCUUUGCUCGACGUCCGAUAAGAAGACCGUGACGUUGCCUCCACUGGACAAAAACAUUCUGGGGUUCCUCCUGGUAAACGUGAAGAAGCAACGGAGCCUGACGAGCGUGCACCCCGUGGAGGAUGAGAUUGGCCGCACGAAAGACGGCAAGUGCGUCAGCCUGCGCAAGCGCCAGGAAAUGCUGCGUGCGCUCUACAAGCUCGUCAGAUCCGCCUACUUCACGACGAUGGACGACGCCGAGGGGGCGGCCUCGAAUGCAGGCAGUUCAAGUCACCAGGCUACAGAAGUGUACAUGUGUACAGAAACGCACAAGAACUAUGCCCUUCGAAAUAAUGAUUAUGAGCUGUACAUUUUGUUCUCAUCAUCUAUACCAACAUUCACCAUGAGAUCUGUCACCCACAAAACACUCAAGGCCCUCACAACCAACAAAGUCUGUGUUCUCUGACAGUACAGCAUGGCGCCUGGCAACACAACCUUAAUCUAGUCUGUGAUAUUUACCUAAGAAAACCCUGUUAAGUGCCCUACAUUUUGAUUACCUCAUGUAGAGAUAAUAUAUUUGCGCAGGACUGCUGCACCAAGGUUGUGACGAUGCUUCUGUAUAGCUUAUCCAUGAUGUUCGCAAGAGCUUGGAUGCCUUUGGCAAGAGAGGAGGAAAGCGAUUGUUAAUUGUCAUAUGACAGCUUGCCUUUCAAAGAACUUACCUUAUGCUUGAGUGAAAUGAUGCAGGUAUUGGCUGUAAAAGAUCUUAUUUGCAUUUUUUUUCCCCCGAUGAAUGUGCCUCACUACAAAACACCAAUUUAAUGCCACUGGGAAGUUUUGCGUGCUAGAUAAGUCUUUUUUUCUAUUUCUUAAAUACAUAUAGCAUGACCCCACAAAAAGAAAGGAUUUGCUCAUUGUUCAAUUGUACCAGGAAAAAUAGUGACCUUUUACACAACUGCAAACCAUUGCUCUUAAUUUGGAAUUGAAAUGCCAGGGUUGUCAAAUGGGGUAUAAUGCAUACAGAACACAUUACAUUAGUUUCAUUUACCCCUAUGACAGAUUAAUUUUCUAGGGUGACAAAGAAUAAGAAUAGGAUUUUCAUGUAGAAAGUGUGCUGUUAAUGGAAAGAAUUCCUUUUCGCCCCAUUAUUGCUGUUUCUUUUCCCCCCACUCGUACAGUGCCGAGUUGUAACACUUGUUCUUGCAGUCAUGAUCAUUACAAAGAACUAGUAUUUCUGGCGGCCCAGAACCUACAAUUGCAACAUAAUGCACCUCAUGCUUCAUGUUAAAAGCACAUAUACGAUAUAGCCCCUGCUUUUAAUAUAAAUAGAGACAGAUCAGUGAUAAACAAGUACCUUUCACUAAGGCAAAGCAUGUACCGCUGCUCUUACAAGCGCUAAUAAGGCAGUAAUGGCUAGCUUAAAGCGAAGAAAGUAUGUACAGCCUAGAUAUAUUUGCAUGUAAGAAAGAACUCAGAUGUAAUUGGUAAAAAGUGCCCUGCUUUCACAAAAGUUACUAGUCACUGCAGCAGCAAAACCUUUUCCAACAUCUUUGAAUUCAUGCUACUGAAAGGUUGUUCCUGUAUUGGCGGCGAGGAGUUACGGAGUCGCCAUCUGUCGGAAGCGCCUCACUUGCGUAGUAUGAGGGAUCACGCGGUGCGCUCCUCAUAGGUUUCGCUUACGGCGCUCAAUAAAAACAGCACGCAGCAGCCCUCCUGGACAUUUAUGCAGGUACUCUCAAAACGAGGGAAGUUUUUGAAUGUCGAUAUAAUAGGGCUAACUAAAAGCACAGAAUCGUUUACAGACGCUAUCUCUUUACCGAAUACGUACAGUACGUGACCGCCACUGCCCGCAGUCGCCGCGAUGGAGUCUCUCGAACCGGCUUCUUGCGUGAAAGGUUGGCAAACGCUGAGAGUAAAGGAUGUGAAAUAUGUUCUUAUAGUGGGCUGUCUGAAUAGCCAAAUGAGGCAUAACAGAAUGGAGCCUCAAUCCAGCGAUCGCACGGUUUCGCAGCGAGCGACUGCGCGUCUGCACGCAUGUCUGCGCACAAUGUUUUGCUUUCGCUGUGAACGCGUUUUCACACCAUGUCGUGGGCUGUCGGCCGCAGCAUAUGAGCAUUUGACAGUACACUAGCAACCAUUGUUGCAUGGACGCUAUCAGAACCGUUAAAAAACAAUUCCGUUAUAGACUUUGACGCCUAUAUCUACGGCGACUGUGAUGUGCCGUCGCGACGAUUCAAUCUUUGUCUUCUAAAUUCUUGGACAUUUCAAUAUUAUUUCUCAAGUUGCGUCGCACUGUAUGUUCAUCGGUCUUCUCAUCGUGCGAUUUCCCUCUGCUUGAUUUUUGUAAUCCAGAGCAUUAAUUUAUAACACAAAUAUGACUAUAUGCCGUGCCUUUUUUUAAUGUGCGUCUUACCGCUCCCUUUCCUUCCCAGUGAACUUGCCAGUAUCUAGCAUCAACAAGUUCAUAGACCAAACUGUCACGACAUUAGCCGGGCAGCGGGCGCGGGCGAGCGUCUCAGUGCGCGUUUUCUGCUACUCAUUGAACAUCGCGCAGUCCCGGCGCUGUAGCAGAAAUGUUCGCCGCGUCUGUGCUUGCUGCAUACCCGAGUUGUAGCCGAUGGCUGUCUGCCGGUUCUAAGUUUCGCCCGCCAAGCUUCACGCAGCUUCCUGCCCUGUGGCUACGUGUGAAUAAGGCUGACACCGGGCUCCAUUGCGUGCGUCCGGCACUGCGGCACCGAGCAGUAACCUACCAAGCUGCACGCCUCCAGAGGCAGCUACUACCUACUAUAGUACUUUCAAAUGCUGUCAAGCAGACACCCAAGGCGGUAAAGCCUCACCACUUAAUCAGAACCGCGGCGCAGGUGGGACUUUUAAACUUUCGUUUUCAGCUCGCUUCGGCGCUUCCGAAGCAGCCGAUGCGGCCGCCGUGUCCACGUGAUCCCUCAUGCCACGUCACGCCGACGGUGGCGCUAGCUUUUCCAGUGGUCGAGCUCGCCGCCAAUAUCAAUUACAGUCAGCUUGUAUUAAUUCAGACUCCUCUAUAGCACAGGUAUUUGUUUGAGCCAUCUGUUGUAUGAUACAAAACAAAAUUAGGGACUAUUAUGUGUACAAAAGUGACUGAACGGUCACUGCGAGGUUUUGUAGACUGCACAAGCACAUUUAGAAUAGCAGAGCUGUGAACGGGCAGCCAAGUUGGUGGCAGUGCUUACUGGCACCUUCCAGCAUAAAACAAGGGCAAGUCUUUGACCAUUCAGUCCUUGGAAUAUUCCAUCACCAGUUGUUUUUGACUGCACUGCUCUUUUCUGGAAAGGAUUAACCAAAAGCAUUGUUCAAAUGAACCAGUUUCAAAAUUCACUGAAAGUGUAACUUGCUAAUGAAUAUCAUCAGACUUGUUUCAAUUAACUGACAUCCUAAAUUACCAGCAUUUAAAUUAUGAUGAGUUGACUGUUCAUGCAAAGGCACCAGUACUCUUUGAAAAGAAACGGCUGUUGUGUUAUGUACAUACUAAUUUAUUUCUGUGACAAGAAUGCAAGCGUUGAAAGAUGGGGUGAUGUAAUGUAAAAAGCAGUCGUUUGCAAUCACACUUUUCACUGCACAUUGCUUCGAUGAUGAGCUUGACACAAGGACUUUACAUUCAUCAGUGUGCAGCACUUCAAGAAAGAAGAAAAAACGAAGAAUGCAAGAGUGCACAGGUAGCGAACAUACAAUGCCAAGAGUGAGAACAAGUUUAACAUUGUACAUAAACAAGCAGAUGCAAGUGGAUGGAAUCUGAUGCGUGUGUGCAUUUUCUAGUCGGCAUGAAUAAACAGGAGCUUCUAUGUUUUUUUAUACAGAA